Molecule: messenger RNA, 1053 nt
Organism: Callorhinus ursinus (northern fur seal)
Lineage: Eukaryota; Metazoa; Chordata; Mammalia; Carnivora; Otariidae
Gene: SCRT1
Product: scratch family transcriptional repressor 1
Biological process (GO): regulation of DNA-templated transcription
Molecular function (GO): DNA-binding transcription factor activity, RNA polymerase II-specific; RNA polymerase II cis-regulatory region sequence-specific DNA binding
Source: RefSeq, a predicted model, not a curated record
AUGCCCAGAUCCUUCCUGGUCAAGAAGGUCAAACUUGACACGUUCUCCUCGGCGGACCUCGAGAGCUCCUACGGGCGCGCCCGCAGCGACCUCGGAGUGCGACUGCAUGAGAAAGGAUACCUCAACGACUACGCGGGGCCCGCCUCCGUCUACGAUGGCGAUGCCGAGGCGGCCUUGCUCAAAGGGCCGUCCCCAGAGCCCAUGUACGCUGCGGCCGUGCGUGGAGAACUGGGCCCGGCGGCCGCGGGCUCGGCACCGCCUCCUACCCCGCGCCCAGAGCUGGCCACAGCCGCGGGCGGCUACAUCAACGGCGACGCGGCCGUCAGCGAGGGCUACGCGGCUGACGCCUUCUUCAUCACCGACGGGCGCUCGCGCCGUAAGGCCGCCAACGCCGCCGCUCCCUCCACGGCCUCUGCCGCAGCUCCCGACUGCGACGGCGGAGGCGGGGCCGGGGCGGGUGCGCGCGGCGCGGGGUCUGGGGCCGGGGGCCGGGGCGGCGCGCGCGGGGGGGUGAGCACGGAGGCGCGCGCGGGGCCCGGGGCUGGCGGCGCAGGGGGCCGGCACGCUUGCGGCGAGUGCGGGAAAACGUACGCCACGUCGUCGAACCUGAGCCGCCACAAGCAGACGCACCGCAGCCUGGACAGUCAGCUGGCGCGGCGCUGCCCGACGUGCGGCAAGGUGUACGUGUCCAUGCCGGCCAUGGCCAUGCACCUGCUCACGCACGACCUGCGCCACAAAUGCGGCGUGUGCGGCAAGGCCUUCUCGAGGCCCUGGCUGCUGCAAGGCCACAUGCGCUCCCAUACAGGCGAGAAGCCCUUCGGCUGCGCGCAUUGCGGCAAGGCCUUCGCCGACCGCUCCAACCUGCGCGCGCAUAUGCAGACGCACUCGGCCUUCAAGCACUUCCAGUGCAAGCGCUGCAAGAAGAGCUUCGCGCUCAAGUCCUAUCUCAACAAGCACUACGAGUCUGCAUGCUUCAAGGGCGGCGCUGGCGGCGGGGGCCCCGCGGCCCAGGCGCCCGCCGCUUCGCCGCGGCUCAGUCCUGUGCAGGCCUAG